Molecule: messenger RNA, 3349 nt
Organism: Colius striatus (speckled mousebird)
Lineage: Eukaryota; Metazoa; Chordata; Aves; Coliiformes; Coliidae
Product: proto-oncogene vav-like
Biological process (GO): cell migration; intracellular signal transduction; regulation of GTPase activity
Cellular component (GO): cytoplasm
Molecular function (GO): guanyl-nucleotide exchange factor activity; protein binding
Source: RefSeq, a predicted model, not a curated record
ACGGCUUCCGGCACCCCCACGGACCUGCCGGGCCCCGCCGCGCGCUGGGGGCACCCCGAGGCCACCGGGCCCUCCCCACACGGGCUGCACUGGCUGGAAGGAGCUCGUCGGCGCUCGGGCUUCUCCAGGUGCGGCAGCAGCGACGGGAAGGAGACCAACGCCAGACACUUCUCACAGCCCUCGGCUGCGCCGCAGCCCUGCCGCCGCCGCUCCUCCCCAGACGUGCUGGUUCUUGGCGGGAAAAGACCCUUCCCUUGCUGUGGGAAUCUGCCCAGAAGAGGCCAAAUACUCACCUCCAUCAACUCCUCACUGGAUGUGGUCUCACCAAAGCCUCCCGAGACGCGGUUGCAUUGCAGGAACUCAUCUUCUGCUUCUCCUCUCCAGAAGCAGCCCUGCCAAGACCGAUCUCCACCAGUUGCUCCUCAGACCGGGCCUCGUCAGCUCGUCCCCAGACGUGGUUCCAGCAGGGCCUCAUCUCCAUCGGCUCCUCAUCAGAAGUGGUUCCACCAGCUCCUCACCUCCAUCAGCUCAUCUCCAUCAGCUCCUCCCCAGAAGUGGUUGCGCUGCAGGAAACUCACUCAUUUUCUGCUGCUCCUGCCCCAAAAGCUGUCCCACCAGGAUUUAUCUCCGUCAUUCCCUCCUUCAACACCCUCUGUGUUGUCUCCCCGCAGCUGGCAGGGGCCAUGGAGGCAUGGCGGCAAUGUGCCCACUGGCUCGUGGCGGCUCGGGUCCUCCCCGCAGGACACCGGGCGAGCAGCCCUGGGGGGCAAGUGUGGGACCUGGCGCAGGCACUGCGGGACGGGGUGCUGCUCUGCCAUCUCCUCAACGCCCUCCUGCCCUGCGCCGUGCCCCCCCGCGACAUCUGUCCCCGGCCCCAGAUGUCACAGUUCCUGUGCCUGAGGAACAUCCGCACCUUCCUGACCGCCUGCGCCGACAAGUUCGGGCUCCCGAAGCACCGUCUCUUCGGAGCCUUUGACCUCUUUGACGUCCAAGAUUUCGGCAAGGUGAUUGACACCCUCUCAACACUCUCCUGGACCCCCAUCGCCCAGAGCAAAGGCUUCACGCCUUUCCCUACCGAGGACUGUGUUGGGGACGACGACAUCUACAGCGGCCUCUCUGACCUCAUCGACGACACGGCUGAGGAGGACGACGACCUCUACGACUGCGUUGAAGCUGAAGGGGACGACGGUGACGACAUCUACGAAGACCUGAUGAGGGUGGAAGCCCCCUCGGCUAUGAAGGUGGAGGUGGACCGGAGGCUCUGCUGCCUCCAGGAGCUGAGACAGACAGAGGAGAGGUACACCGAGACCCUGGAGGCCAUCUGCCAGCACUUCCUGCGUCCGCUGCGGCACUUUCUGCAGCCCCAAGACCUGGAGAAUAUCUUCAUCAACAUCGAGGAGCUGUUGCAGCUGCACCGGCUGUUCCUGGGGGAGCUGCGGGGGGCACUGGGAGGAGGGGGGGGGGCGGGGCUGCCCCCCCUUUUCCUUGCCUACAAGGAGAGGUUCCUCCUGUACGGCCGCUACUGCAGCCAGGUGGAAACGGCCGCCCGGCGCCUCGACCAGCUCUCCACCAACACCGACCUCCGCAUGAAGCUGCAGGAGUGCUCCCAACGAGCCAACAACGGCCGCUUCUCCCUCCGGGACCUCCUGAUGGUGCCGAUGCAGCGCGUGCUCAAGUACCACCUCCUGCUCCAGGAACUGGUGAAGCUGACCCCAGAACCGACUGAGAGGGAAAGGCUGCGGGUGGCCCUGGAUGCUAUGAAAGACCUGGCACAGUGUGUGAAUGAGGUCAAAAGGGACAACGAGACCCUGAAACAGCUCACGAGCAUCCAGCUCUGCCUCCACAACAUGCCACAGUCCCUGGCACAGUUUGGGCGCCCCAAGAUCGAUGGAGAGCUGAAGGUCUGCAGCACCGAGCGACGCUCCAAGGUGGACAGGUACGGUUUCCUCCUGGACAAGGCCCUGAUCAUCUGCAAGCGCCGUGGGGACUCCUACGAGGCCAAGGACAUCGUGGACCUGCAGAGCCACCAACUGCGGGACGGUGGCCUCGGCCCCCGUGACGGCAAGAAGUGGACUCACACUUUUGUGCUCAUCGACACGGCCGGGCUGCAAGGCUACGAGCUCUUCUUCAAGACCCGUGAGCUGAAGAAGAAGUGGCUGGAGCAGUUUGAGAUGGCCCUCUCCAACAUCUUCCCUGAGCAUGCCCUGGCUGAUGGGCACGACUUCCAGAUGUUCUCCUUCGAGGACACCACGUCCUGCAGAGCCUGCCAUAUGCUGCUGAGGGGCACCUUCUACCAGGGCUACCGCUGCAGCCGGUGCCGGGCCCCGGCGCACAAGGAGUGUCUGGGACGGAUGGGGACCUGCGGCAAAGGCAGCGCCGAUUCAGGCUCUGGCACCAGGAAGAACAAGUCUCAGCGUGCGGGCCCUGAUAAGAAGCGAGGAGACCUGGGGCUGCCCAAGAUGGAGGCGAGUCAGUCCUACGGUGGCAUCCCCCCGCCCCCGGGGGGGCUGGGCCCUGCCCUGCGCCUCAGCCCCGGCGACGUCCUGGAGGUCACUGUGGCCGAGGCCGAGCAGCUCUGGUGGCAGGGCAGGAAUGUGGUCAACGGUGACCUGGGCUGGUUCCCCUGUGCUGCCGUGCGACCCUUCAUCUGCGUGCCACUGCCAGAUCUCUCCGUCUACCCCUGGUAUGCUGGCCCCAUGGAGCGGGGGGAAGCCGAGCAGCUCCUGGCACCUCGCUCCGAUGGCGCGUUCCUGGUGCGGCAGCGGGUGAAGGACGCCGGCGAGUUCGCCAUCAGCAUCAAGUACCACGGGGAGGUGAAGCACAUCAAGGUGAUGACAGCGGAGGGGCUCUACCGCGUCACGGAGAAGAAGGCGUUCAAGGGGCUGGUGGAGCUGGUGGAGUUCUACCAGCGCAACUCGCUCAAGGAUUGUUUCAAAGCCCUUGACACGGCGCUCGUGGUGCCCUUCAAGGAGCCCGAGAGCCGGGCGAGUCCCCGGCCACCUGGAGCCGUGCGCAGCUUUGGCUCGGCCAAGGCCCGUUACGACUUCUGCGCGCGGGACCGGACGGAGCUGACGCUGCGCGAGGGCGACAUCGUCCGUGUGCUCAGCAAGAAGGGGCACCCCGGCUGGUGGAAGGGGGAGAUCUACGGACGGGUUGGGUGGUUCCCCGCAAACUACGUGGAGGAGGAUUACUCGGAGUACUGCUGACUGCGGACCCCCACAUCUCACCCCCGGCCUCCUGCCCCAUCACCCCUGGCCGCCUCCCAGAGGCCACAGCCCCCUCGCUCCCCAAUAAGUUAAUUUAUGCCUCUUCCUGCCCGAGAGGGACAAUAAAUGAGGGACAAGGCUGA